AUGACUACUAUUAACGACAUCAAACAUCAAAAAUAAGAGAAGCUUAGACUUAGUCUCAGAAAAGAGAGAAAUGAGAACACUUUUUCUUAAAAAAGACAAAUCAGUAGUGUAGAAUCAAAGGCUAAAAUAUUCUUAUUGUUUCCUGUUAAUCUAUACAAGAACAUUGACAUUCUGAAAAAUUAUAAUAAAAUAUUUUUAAUUGAGGACGAUUAAUACUUUAGAGCAUAUAAUUAUCAUAAACUCAAACUGGUAUAUCAUAGAGCUUCGAUGAAAUCCUAUUAGGAUUAUUUAAUGAAUAAUUUAAAAGAUGCAACUAUACAUUAUAUUGAGCAAAAUGAAAAUUGUAGUGCCUUUUUGGAAUCCCUUUAAAGUACUGAUAAAAUUGUUAUUGCUCAAUGUGAUUUUUAUGACCCAAUUGAUAAACCAGUUUUAUAAAAGUAUUCAAAUAUUCUAUAGAAAUUGGGAAUAUAGAGUGAAAUCAAAGAGAAUCUGUCAUAUUUGUGUACAAGAAAUGAUUUGUAAUAAUAUCAUAAAGAACAUGUAAAAUUGAAGGAUGGUAAACCAAAUUAUAGUCAUGAUUCUUCAUUCUAUAGAUGGCAAAGAAGAAGAUUGAAUAUUUUAAUGGGUCCAAAAGGAGAAGACCCAGAAAAAUGGACUUAUGAUUCAGAAAAUAGACAACCAUUAAAACCAGGCGCUAAAGUUCCAAAGAAACCCGACCUAAUUAAAUCAAGCUAUUAUGAUGAAGCCAUAAGUUAUGUGACUAAACAUUUUCCAAAGAAUUUUGGUGAAAUUAAAAAUACAAUUUAUCCUAUUGAUCAUGACUCAACAGAAGAAUGGUUGGAUUGUUUUUUAAAGUAAAAAUUAAGUGAAUUUGGACCUUAUUAAGACGCAGUUCAUUCAGAUUAUCCCUUUGUAAAUCAUUCGAUUUUAUCUCCGAUGAUGAACAUAGGACUCAUCACUAGCAGUCUAAUUGUUGAUAAGACUCUACAAUACUAUAAAUAAAAUAAAGCACCUAUCUAAUCAGUUGAAGGAUUUCUUAGAUAAGUAAUAGGGUGGAGAGAGUAUGUUAGAUUACUUUACUUUUUUGAGGGGGAACAAUAAAUGAAGGCUAAUUUCUUUAAUCAUUAAAAUGAAUUGAGUAACAAUUGGUACACUGGCCAGACAAAAUUGCCACCUAUUGACCAUAUGAUUUAAAAGGUUAUCAAAUAUGCAUAUCUUCAUCAUAUUGAAAGAUUAAUGUAUAUAGGAAAUACAAUGUUAUUGUCAGAGAUCAAUCCAAAGUAGGUAUUUAAAUGGUUUAUGGAAGUUCAUAUUGACAGUUAUGAAUGGGUUAUGGCACCUAAUGUUUUUGGCAUGACUUAACAUGCUGAUGGAGGUAUAAUGAUGACAAGACCGUAUAUUUGUUCAUCCAAUUAUAUGCAAAAGAUGAGUAAUUUUAAUAAAUCGACUAAGUCUGAAAUUAAAAUUGAAAAAUAGAUUUAUAAUUGGCCUGAACUAUUUGAUAGUUUAUAUUAUAAUUUUAUUGGUAAAAACGAAGGAGUACUAAAACAAUAUUAUGCAACUGCAAGAUAAGUGGCUCAUUGGACGAAAAAGAGUGAAAUGGACAAAAUUAAAAUCACAAAGAUUGCAUCAACAUUUAUUAAAUAAUUGAUUAAAUGA
Paramecium octaurelia is the source of this 1659-nucleotide messenger RNA. The record is from the annotation of a GenBank genome assembly. Lineage: Eukaryota; Ciliophora; Oligohymenophorea; Peniculida; Parameciidae.